AUGGAGUCCAAUAGUCAAAACUGGGCAGCCAAAACAUGGAAUACGUUGACAAUCCGAUUGAAGCAUUGCAAAAUCAAGCCUGUCAAACUAGGUCGUCCCCUAUCUGAGCUAUCCGACUUCAAGCCACUUGGACGUCCAUCAUCCAAGGCCUCUUCCCGUCCCAAUAGUGUGAUAUUCCAAAACAGUAGUGCAUUGGAAACCUGA
Messenger RNA from Batrachochytrium dendrobatidis JAM81, 204 nucleotides. RefSeq lists its product as uncharacterized. The record is from RefSeq and is a predicted model, not a curated record. The transcript is spliced from 2 exons. Bases 1 to 204 code for a protein of 67 amino acids. Lineage: Eukaryota; Fungi; Chytridiomycota; Chytridiomycetes; Rhizophydiales.